CAUGUACUCUCGUCCCUAGCCCUGCUGUGGCUUGACUCCUACCUACCUUGUGGCAUCGUUCCCAUUUCCACGCCCAUCCAUCCCAUCCCAUCAUCCCAUCUUUCAUCAAGCCCGUCUUCCCCAACUCCACCGUCUCGCUCUCGAUGCUCACAGGCACCCGACAAUUCUGCUGCGAGCUUGCCAGCGAUGUUUCGAAAUCGGACCAAUUCGCAGAAGCCGAAUGAAGAGCUUCUCGAGAACUUCAGGCAGUCUUUCCCCCAUCUGGUCCAAAAUGGCCGCUCUCAAUCCUUCAAUCACCCUCACGGCUCCACCCUCACAGACGCCCUCGAUGUAGCUCAUCCCACCCGCCAAUAUCCCGACCAGGAAGACAUCAAAGAUGCGGACCCCACGCCACGAGGAAACAACGAACCAUGGCGCUUCACUCCAUCUCUCCUCGACCCAAACAGCUUUGCCUUUACUUCCUUUGCCAACCAGCCUCCUGGGUACUAUACGCCCACCCCCGGCGGCACCAACACCCUUUAUCACAGCCAGGCCGGCGACCUGCACACUCCCGGCUUCAGCUUCGGCCUGGGCACACCUCUGUCUUUGCCAACCUCGGAGGGGGGACUCCAUGCUGGUCAGGUCGCCCCAUCCAACCAGAUCCAUGGCUUCAACCCGCACGCUCUUGGAGCUCACCACUUCGCCAACCAAAACCCUUUUGCCAUGCAGGCACAGCAUGCGCCAUCUUUUGCGCCGCAUCAAUUCUCCCAUCAGCCUACAGCCUUUGAGCACGCUCCUUUGGCGCAGACGCACGAGAACUCGCCUUUGGAUAACAUGGUUCCCGACGUUGAGAUGCAGGAGCAGUCUCCCUUGAUAGGCUUCGCUCCCCAGAAUUUCGAACAGCAGGCUGUGCCCCAGCAGCCCAUGGCGCCCCCGCCCGGUGAAAAUUUCCGAUAUCACAUCACCUUGAACGCACCUACCGCCAUGAUCAAGCACGCAGAUGAGAUUCCUGUCACGUACCUCAACAAGGGCCAAGCUUACACCAUCUCCUUGGUGGACACGGCUCCUGUCCAGGUUUCACCUGCACCCGUCAAAUACCGGACUUACGUACGCAUCUCAUUCGAAGAUGAGCAGCAGCGACAGCGUCCUGGAUCGUGCUGGCAGCUUUGGAAGGAAGGUCGUGGCACUAAUGAAGCGCAUCAGCGGGGUGGUCGUCUGCAGGCAGUCGAGUUCGUGGAUCCCAGCCAAGUCGGAGGCGGUGAAAUACAAGGGCGACCAAAGAUCGAGCUCGACACAGCUUCCUUUGAUGGAUUUGCCGUUACCUGGACCCCCGUUCACAACACUGCGCCCGAAUGUUCCAUCGCCGUGCGCUUCAAUUUCCUCUCGACCGAUUUCAGCCACUCCAAGGGAGUAAAGGGAAUACCUGUCCGACUGUGCGCAAAGACCGAGAUGCUCCCCAGUACCCCAGGCUCUCCCCAGGACCCUGCCAGUGCCGAGCUAUGCUACUGCAAAGUGAAGCUAUUCCGCGAUCAUGGUGCCGAGCGAAAGCUUUCCAACGAUGUCGCUCAUGUGAAGAAGACGAUUGAUAAGCUGAAGCAGCAGAUUGCACAGGUUGAAUCGGGCAUGAAGGAGUUUGGCAAGAGAAAGCGCAGUGGAUCCAUCUCAAAGACUGCACCGAGUUCGCGACCCGGCAAAGUGCCCAAGCACAAAAGGACAUGGUCCAUGUCUUCCUCCAGUGAAACCACGGGCGCCCGCGCACCUGCUGAGGAAGACCUACAUCUCAAGUUGGCCAGUCUACAGGAUAUGUUCAGCUCCACCAGACCUGCUAGUGUGCUAUAUCUCAAGGGCGAAGAUCAGGACGAUCCAGACCUCCACCCCGUGCACCUUUCUGGAACUCCACAGGAACUGGCCAAAAUCGAUACCAGCGUGGACGCGACCAUGUGGGAAGGACACAGUUCACGUGCGGCUUCUUCCGUCGUCUCCCCUACUCCAAGCUCGCAAUCUCUACACUCGGAACGACGCAGAGGGUCCAACUUUCACCAACCACUGCCAUUUCAACCGCCUUCGCGCAUGCCUUCUGGCGAAUGGCGGAACCACCCCCAGACUGCGACUGGCGAGGUCAAACCCCCAACUGGCAUACCUGCCGGAUCGGAUAUACCGACAAAAGUGCAGAGGCCGUACAGCGACGAUCAUGCCCUUUCUGGGUGGAUAGAAGCUUUAGGCGUCGAUCAGACGUAUCAACCGCCACCCGAACCCUUGUUAAAGCCUGUGGCAUGUUUUUUUGUGCAACCCAGGAUUUCAGGGAAACAACCCGACGACAAUUAUUUCAGGGCGGUAUACCUAAUGGAGCGCACCGUCAAGGCCCUUGUCGGCGGUAUUUCUAUGAAGAUCAAUAUUGAACCCACAAAAGUCACCCGGACCAUACGCGUCAACCAAAAAGGCUUGAAAAUUCUCAUGGACGACGAUGCCAUCCAGAGGAUUCCUGAACAGCAGGACAUGACGGCCGAAUUCCAUGAGAUUACACCCCAACAGCCUGUCAAACGCGAAUGGGACGCUCCCCCCACGGAUAUCCAAACCGACGGAGAUAUCAGCGUAAUCGAGAAUGUCAACUCUACUGGAUACGAGCUUCGACUACUAUUCUGA
Molecule: messenger RNA, 2622 nt
Organism: Periconia digitata
Lineage: Eukaryota; Fungi; Ascomycota; Dothideomycetes; Pleosporales; Periconiaceae
Source: the annotation of a GenBank genome assembly